This is a messenger RNA of Gorilla gorilla gorilla (western lowland gorilla), 1544 nucleotides long. RefSeq names its product growth hormone regulated TBC protein 1 (gene GRTP1). The transcript is spliced from 9 exons. Gene Ontology annotation, molecular function: GTPase activator activity; small GTPase binding. Gene Ontology annotation, biological process: regulation of GTPase activity. NCBI's taxonomy places the organism in Eukaryota, Metazoa, Chordata, Mammalia, Primates, Hominidae. The coding region runs from base 98 to 1183 and encodes 361 amino acids. The record is from RefSeq and is a predicted model, not a curated record.
CGCGCCCGCGGUCCCGCCGGAAGGACUUAAGCGCCCCGGAGCCGGGAGGCGAACUUGGGACCCGCUGGCCUCGCUCGGUGCGAGCCUCCCUCCCCGCAUGCAGCCCGCCGAGCGCUCGCGGGUCCCCAGGAUCGACCCGUACGGAUUCGAGCGGCCUGAGGACUUCGACGACGCCGCCUACGAGAAGUUUUUCUCCAGCUACCUGGUCACGCUCACCCGCAGGGCGAUCAAAUGGUCCCGGCUGCUGCAGGGCGGGGGCGUCCCCAGGAGCCGGACAGUGAAGCGCUAUGUCCGGAAAGGGGUCCCGCUGGAGCACCGUGCCCGCGUCUGGAUGGUGCUGAGUGGGGCCCAGGCUCAGAUGGACCAGAAUCCCGGCUACUACCACCAGCUUCUCCAGGGAGAGAGAAACCCCAGGCUGGAGGACGCCAUCAGGACAGACCUGAACCGGACCUUCCCUGACAACGUGAAGUUCCGGAAGACCACGGACCCCUGCUUACAGAGGACCCUGUACAAUGUGCUGCUGGCAUAUGGGCACCAUAACCAGGGAGUGGGCUACUGCCAGGGAAUGAAUUUUAUAGCAGGAUAUCUGAUUCUUAUAACAAAUAAUGAAGAAGAAUCUUUUUGGCUGUUAGAUGCUCUUGUUGGAAGAAUACUACCAGAUUACUACAGCCCGGCCAUGCUGGGCCUGAAGACCGACCAGGAGGUCCUCGGGGAGCUGGUGCGGGCGAAGCUGCCGGCUGUGGGGGCCCUGAUGGAGCGUCUCGGUGUGCUGUGGACGCUGCUGGUGUCCCGCUGGUUCAUCUGCCUGUUUGUGGACAUCUUGCCCGUGGAGACAGUGCUUCGGAUCUGGGACUGUUUGUUUAACGAAGGCUCGAAGAUUAUCUUCCGGGUGGCCCUGACCUUAAUUAAGCAGCACCAGGAGUUGAUUUUGGAAGCCACCAGCGUUCCAGACAUUUGCGAUAAGUUUAAGCAGAUAACGAAAGGGAGUUUCGUGAUGGAGUGUCACACGUUUAUGCAGAAAAUAUUUUCAGAACCUGGAAGCUUAUCCAUGGCCACCGUCGCCAAGCUCCGCGAGAGCUGCAGGGCCCGGCUGCUGGCACAGGGUUUGCUGAGGAUAAUGGCUUCCAGCUCCAUCCAUGUCCCUGCAGGGGACAAGAUCUCAUACCUCUUUAUGGCUGCAUAGUAUUCCAUGGUAUCUAUGUAUGAAAGGUAAUUUUUUUAAUGAUUUAAAAAUUAUCAUGUUACAUGAAUGAACCAGACAACCGUGCCAGGCACUCGGGCCACUCCCAACACCACUCCCUACGUCUGGCACCAAGCCCACCCUCACCCCCCGUUUCCCUGACGUCCUUCCUUCUCUCAUGAGCUCCCAUUUUAGCUGACAAAAGGACAAGGCCCACCCAAAAAAGAAAGAGGCUUUUUAUUACAUUGUUACAGGCAAUGCAUUACGUGAGCUGGUCCCGUGUACAAUCCCCAAGCCACGGCGAAACAUCAGGAGAACGCACCGAUCUCACAUUGUACACAGCGCAGAACAGGAUCACCCCGAA